Molecule: messenger RNA, 2117 nt
Organism: Cygnus atratus (black swan)
Lineage: Eukaryota; Metazoa; Chordata; Aves; Anseriformes; Anatidae
Gene: AAAS
Product: aladin WD repeat nucleoporin
Exons: 17
Coding region: 125-1684 (519 amino acids)
Biological process (GO): nucleocytoplasmic transport
Cellular component (GO): nuclear pore
Molecular function (GO): protein binding
Source: RefSeq, a predicted model, not a curated record
UUUAAGGCCCCCCCCACCCCCACCCGCCCGCGGGGAGCGCGCGGCGCCGUUUGGGCCUCGCGGGGAGCCGGCGGCGGCGGGAACCGGAGGUGGCGGAGGGGAACGGGAACCGGCCCGGCGCAGGAUGUGCUCCCUGGGGCUCUUCCCCCCGCCGCCGCCCCCGGGCACGGCCACGCUGUACGAGCUCAACAACGUCCUGGUGUGCGGCCGCCUCUGCGAGCCGCUGCCGCUCGCCUUCCAGAGCCAGCUGGCGGGGCUGCCCGCCCUCAGCCUGCCCAAGGACGGCCUGAAAGCGCCCGGCCGGCUGGAGCACGGCACCCGGCCGGCCUUCAUCCACCACCGCGAGGCUCUCUGGAAGAGAUGCAUCAACGCCUGGCGGAACGCGGGGCUGUGCGGGCUGCUCAAGGAGAUCGCCAGCGCCGAGGAGGAGGAGGGUCUGCAGUGGUUGAAGACGGGCUCGAGCUCCGCUCUGGCCGUGUGCCGCUGGCUCUCCUCCCUGCACGGCUCCCUCUUCCCCCACCUCUCGCUGACCAGCGAAGACAUGAUCGCCGCCUUCUCCCAGGCGGUCGACUGGGCCGGCUGCACCGUACGCGCCUUCGCCUGGCACCCGCACACCAGCAAGUUCGCGGUGGCGCUUCUGGAUGACUCCAUCCGGGUGUACAACUCGAGCAGCGCCACCAUUCCCUCGCUGAAGCACCGCCUGCAGAGGAACGUGGCCGCCGUGGCCUGGAAGCCGCUGUGCGCCUCCAUCCUCGCCGUCGCCUGCCAGAGCUGCGUCCUGGUGUGGCACCUGGAUCCCACCUCCCUCUCCACCAGGCCCUCGUCCGGCUGCGCCCAAGUGCUCUCCUACCCCGGGCACGGCCCCGUCACCAGCCUGGCGUGGGCCCCCAGCGGGGAGCUGCUGCUCUCGGCUUCGCCGGUGGACACGGCCAUGCUGGUGUGGGACGUGUCCACGGAGAACUGCGUCCAGCUGCAGUGGUUUGGGGGCGGCGGUGUCACCUUCUUGGCUUGGUCACCGGAUGGCAGCAAGGUGCUGGCGGCCACCCCCUCGGCGGUGUUCAGAGUAUGGGAGGCUCAGAUGUGGACGUGCGAGAGGUGGCCCACGAUCAAAGGGCGCUGCCAGACGGGGUGCUGGAGUCCCGACGGCAGCCGGCUGCUCUUCACGGUGCUGGGCGAGUCCGUCAUCUACUCCUUGUCCUUCUCCGAGUACAGGGGGGAGAUGCAGGGGCAAGUGGGGGGCUCGAAAACAGCUUCCAUCGUGGCAGACCUGUCGGAGACCACCUUUGAGACGCUCUAUGGGGAGGAGAGGAUCGGGGGAGAAGUGCACUCCAUGGUGUGGGACCCCACCGGCGAGCGGCUGGCGGCGAUCAUCAGAGGGAAUCCCGACUCCCCCGGCAGCCAGACGGUCGUCGCCGUGUUUCGUACCCGCAACAGCCCCGUCUUCGAGCUCCUGCCCUGCGGAUUCCUGCGGGGCGAGCAGGACGCGCAGCCCCAGCUCAUCGCCUUCCACCCCUGCUUCCAGAAGGGCGCCCUCCUGACCGUGUGCUGGUCCACGGGGAAGAUCAGCCACGUCCCCUUCUUCUUCGUGAGCGCCCACGUCCCCUGCGCCAGCCCCAGCCGCAGCCCCGUCGUGGCCGUGCCCAGCGCCAGCGUGCGGGAGCAGCCCCUCUUCUCGGAGCUGUGAGCCCCACGCAGCUCCCCUUCCCGAAAAAAACGGCGCCGGGCCUCUCUCCGCCGCCUCCCUGCGCUCAGCUGCGGGUCCCUCUUCCCCCCCCCCCCCGGGGACCCGACGGGGCUUGAGUGCCAUCGCGUCAUCCGCCGCGGGUCCCCGCAGCCGCCUGAUGGGGUGGGCAGCGUGGGGCGGGGGGGGGAGGCCGGUGCUGUUCGGAUUAAAGGUGACUCUUCCUCCCCCUUGCCUUCUCCGCGCCUCGCUCCUUCCUCGCACAAAAGCAGCGUUGGAUUAUUCCUCGGAAGCGGUGCGGGGAGCGUGCUCCUGAGGCUGCGCCCGCCUGGGUUUGUUCUUGGGCCUCUGGGGGUGCUCCGUGGGGCCAGAGGCGAGCCUGCAGCAGGCCAGCCCCGCUCUGUGCCGUAAUUAAUAAUUAAAGCAGACCAAAGGC